Molecule: messenger RNA, 2133 nt
Organism: Sporothrix brasiliensis 5110
Lineage: Eukaryota; Fungi; Ascomycota; Sordariomycetes; Ophiostomatales; Ophiostomataceae
Product: alpha,alpha-trehalase
Exons: 3
Coding region: 1-2133 (710 amino acids)
Biological process (GO): trehalose catabolic process
Molecular function (GO): alpha,alpha-trehalase activity
Source: RefSeq, a predicted model, not a curated record
AUGGCGGCCGCCGGUCUCGUCCCCCGCGGCAUGGUCUCCUCUGCUUUGAGAACCACCACUGCCCUCGUCGCCGGAGCGCUGCUCUUUUUGGGUCACCCGGCCACGGCCCUCUUCAACAAUGGAACAGUCAUUGCGCCCUGCAAUUCAACCCUCUACUGCUACGGCGAAAUACUAAAGGGCAUCGAGCUUGCGGCACCCUUCUCGGACUCCAAGACUUUUGUGGACAUGCCCACGGUGCGCCCGCUGGAUGAGGUCGUGGCAGCAUUCAACAACCUCACCAAGCCGCUGAGCAACAACACGGAGCUCAACGACUUCCUCGGCACCUACUUUGCCCCGGCCGGCGGCGAGCUCGAGAGUGUUCCAACGGACGAGCUGACCACCAACGCGACGUUUUUGCACAAGAUUAACGACACCGUGAUCAACCAGUUCGUCCAAAAGGUCAUUGACAUCUGGCCUGACCUGACCCGCCAGUACACCGGCAAGACCGGCAACACGAGCUGCGCCGGCUGCCAGUCCAGCUUCGUGCCCGUCAACCGCACCUUUGUCGUGGCCGGUGGCCGCUUCCGCGAGCCCUACUACUGGGACUCGUACUGGAUCGUCGAGGGCCUGCUGCGCACCGGCGGCAGCUUUGUCAACAUCACACUCAACACCAUUGAAAACUUCCUCGACUUUGUCGACCUCUACGGCUUCGUGCCCAAUGGCGCCCGCGUCUACUACCUCAACCGCUCCCAGCCGCCUUUGCUGUCCCAGAUGAUCCGAAUCUACAUUGAGCACACCAACGACACAAGCAUUCUCAAGCGCGCUGUGCCCUUGCUGAUCAAGGAGCACGAAUUCUGGACCACCAAUCGCUCCGUCUCGGUUACGGCGCCGAAUAACAAGACCUAUACGCUGAACCGCUACUCGGUGCUGAACAACCAGCCGCGGCCCGAGUCCUACCUUGAGGACUACGUCUCCGCCAACAACAAGUCGUACUACGCCGCUAAUGGCUCUGUGUACCCGGAGGCCACACCUCUGAACUCGUCACAGAAGGCGGCUCUGUAUGCUCAGCUGGCCAGCGGCGCUGAGUCGGGCUGGGACUAUGGCACGCGCUGGCUGGCACGGCCUAACGACUCGGCCACAGACACCUAUUUCCCACUGCGCUCGCUCAACAUCAACAACAUGCUACCCGUCGACCUCAACUCGAUCCUGUACUGGAAUGAGGUCACCAUUGGUGGCUUCCUGCAGACGACCGGCAACAAGACCGGCGCCGCACAAUGGGCCGCUGCCGCCAGAAUCCGGAGCGAGGGCAUGUUUCAGCUGAUGUGGAACGACACGCUCUUUAGCUACUUUGACUACAACAUGAGCUCCAAAGCCCAGAAUAUUUAUGUGCCGAGAGAUAACACCACGACCCUGCUAGCGGAAGAGACGGCGCCGUCCGGCUACCAGGUGCUGUUCGAUAUCGCCCAGCUGUACCCCUUCUGGACCGGCGCCGCGCCGGCACAGCUCAAGAACGACCCGCUGGCCGUCAAGCUGGCUUUUAAGCGUGUCAAAGCGUUCCUGGACAGCACCGAGGGAGGCAUUCCCGCCACGAAUCUGGUGACUGGUCAGCAAUGGGACCAGCCUAAUGUGUGGCCGCCGCUGCAGCAUGUCUUGAUGAAGGGGCUGCUCAACACACCCGCCACGUUUGGCGUCCAUGACACGAACUACCAGGACGUUCGGGAUCUGGCACUGCGCCUUGGCCAGCGGUACCUUGACUCGGCCUUUUGCACAUGGUACGCCACGGGCGGCUCGACGUCGCUGACGCCACAGCUCAUGGGCUUCAGCUCUGCUGACAACGGUACCAUGUUUGAGAAGUACACGUACAACUCCACGAACGGGGCCGGCGGCGGGGGCGAGUACACGGUGGUCGAGGGUUUUGGCUGGACAAACGGUGUGCUUCUCUGGACAGCAGACACGUUUGGCAACAAACUUGUGCGGCCCAACUGUGGUAAUAUCACGGCUGCCAACAUCACGCCCGGCAAGCGCAAGCGUGCUGUCAACGACGUGUCUGCAGGAGGCGGCCUGAGUCGUCGGUCACGGCCGCCCAGCGCCGUCCAGCUCGACCCUUACGAUGCUGCGUGGAUCAAGAUGUUUGGGAGUCGGACCCAGGAGUAA